AUGCCAGAGCUUAGGGCCCAGAGUGCUGAUGAUGCCUACGAUGGGGUGAAGGAAAUCGAGCCCGUGUACAAGAUGGUACAACUGGGCUCUCUGCUGGUCGUCUGUCUGAUGAACACUCUCUCCACUUCCCCUGCAUUUAGCGAAGAUGAGGACGAGCUCUCCAUAUCCCCAGGAGACAGGCUGUCCAGCUGCCCAUUUGGAUGCAUCUGCACCUCAGAGGCGACAGUGGACUGCAGUGGCGUGGACCUCAGCUCAUUCCCAAGUAACGUGUCAGGGGACACCCAGCACCUGGCCCUGCAGAACAACCGGCUGGAAGAUAUUCCAAGUGAGGAUUUGUCCAGGCUCACCAAACUGAAGACACUCAGCCUGCACAAUAACAGGCUCCUAUCCAGAGGGCUACCGGAUAAGGCCUUCAAGUUUCUACAGGAGCUGGAGUACCUGUACUUGGCAAACAAUAAGCUGACUGUAACACCCAGGAGCCUACCUGACACCCUGCGAAUUGCUGACUUUGCUGGCAACCAUCUCAAGGAGAUCUUCGCACUCACCUUCGGGCAAAAGCCAAAACUCAGGUCUGUGUAUCUUCACAACAAUAAUCUGACAAAUGCAGGCCUCCCCAAAGCCAUGUUUAGCGGCUCUGAUAUGGUCAAUAUUUUAAUUCUAUCCAACAAUAAUCUAACCCACGUUCCAGAGAAUCUACCACCUCUGCUUAUCCAGCUGCAUUUACAGAACAACAGAAUCUCAAAGAUUCCCAAAGGCGCCUUUAAUAACUUGGAGCAACUUCGAGAACUCUACCUGCAGUGCAAUAGUCUGUCCAAUGCGGGUAUGAAUUCACAGACCUUCAGUAAAAUGAAAGGAAUGCAAUACCUGGAUUUAUCCAGCAAUAACCUGAGGAAGGUGCCUGAAGGAUUGCCUCCAAAUAUUGUGGUUUUGCAGUUGGGAAAAAACCACAUCACCUCGAUAUCCAAGCACAGCAUCAACAGGAUCCGGAAUCUGGAAUACUUGCUGCUUCAAAAUAACAGGAUCACGGCGAGCAGAAUCCACAAGGAUGCUUUUGGGAAGCUGCGGAAGCUGCAUACGCUUCACAUCUUUAACAAUCCACUGAGCAAGGUCCCGGCCAGCCUCCCUCGUCGUAUCAGCUCACUCAUGCUGCUCCACAAUGGCAUCGAGCAGAUUGGCAUCAAUGAUUUUGUCUCCACCUACUACCUGACUGAGCUCAACUUAAGUUACAACAAGUUACACAGUGUGAGCAUUCAUCGGUUGGCCUUCCGAAAACUUCGCCAAUUGGAGAGGCUCGAUCUCUCGGGAAACAACCUGACCCAGCUUCCCACUGGGCUCCCGCCCAGCCUGCAGGCUCUGAGGAUACAGUACAAUCAAAUUAACCAACUCUCUGCGGAGCCAUUGCUCAACAUGAAGGCUUUGAAGGAGCUGUAUUUGCAUCACAAUAAGUUAACCAUUGGCAAGAUAGCACCAGGAACAUGGAGGGAAGUGCCCAAUCUUAAGUUGUUGGACCUGGGGUAUAACGAUUUGUCCUACGUGCCUCCAGAUCUCCCCGAGUCCCUGGAGUAUAUUUACCUGCAGAAUAACCGCAUUGCAACCAUCACCUCAGACUCCUUCAUCUCUGUACCAAACAUUAAAGUGAUAAUCCUGAGGUCAAACAGGCUGACCUCAGUGGGAGUAAGGAUGGGGUCCUUCAGGGGCCUGAAAUAUGUGCAGGUUUUGGAUCUGACUGGUAAUCCGGAGUACAUCAGUAUCUUUCUGAACAGCACAACCCGGAGCCCACCACGGGCAGGCAACAACAGCACAGCAAGAGCCCAAAGAGCAACCAACCAGCAGAGCCGGGAGAUAUAG
Molecule: messenger RNA, 1848 nt
Organism: Carcharodon carcharias (great white shark)
Lineage: Eukaryota; Metazoa; Chordata; Chondrichthyes; Lamniformes; Lamnidae
Product: podocan-like protein 1
Exons: 10
Coding region: 1-1848 (615 amino acids)
Molecular function (GO): protein binding
Source: RefSeq, a predicted model, not a curated record